CACCAUCAUCAACUCACUCCGUCCUGGCUGGCGAGGUGAGCCAGGCGAGAGCGAGAGAGAGAGAGAGAAGAGGCAUCGAGGCCGCGGCGGCUGCUUGUUUUUGUUGCCUUGCUCCCGCUCCAAUUUAUGGCGAUUUAAUGCCACCAGCAAGGAGUUGGAUGCCGAGCAGUGGCCGCAUCAAUGGCGUCGCCUAAAUCCAAGUCUCACUGCUAGCCUCCUUCUAGCUCCCUCUUGCUCAUUUCUCCUCGUCUUUCUUUCCUUCUCCUCCGCCGCCGUCGCCAUCCGCGCAUUUCCUUUCACACUUCUUCUUCUCCGUCUCCAUUCUGGUUUCUUGGAGCACCACCCGAGAAAUGCUAUUUUUCUUUUCCAGUUGUAGUCUUGUCUUGAUGUGUUGACAUCUCUGCUCCGCCAUUAAUUCCUCCCUCCUGCUGCAGCUGCUGACUCGCUGCCAGCUGGCGAGCCAGACACGAAAUCGGAGUGUUCGAAUUCAAAUCCCCUUCUUGUUGAGAGCUCGAGGAGGUCGGAGGCAUGGGGGCGGAGCCGCUGGUGCACAAGGUUCUCUCUAUGGCGACGUCGUCGUCCUCGUCCAAGAAGGUGAGGCCGGUGGCGAGUGCCAAGGGCGGCGAGGCGGCGGAGUUCGGCAGGGUGGGCAUCCUGUCGUUCGAGGUGGCCGACGCCAUGUCGCGCGCCGCCAACCUCUACCGCUCGCUCUCCGACGCCGAGGCGGCACGCCUGCUUGGGCCGCUCUGCCUCGGCUCCCACGCCGUGCGCGCGCUCGUCCCCGGCGACGACGCGCGGCUCCUGGCCCUCGCGCUCGCCGAGAAGCUUGACGCGCUUAACCGCGUCGCCGCCGUGGCCUCGCGACUCGGGCGACGGUGCACGGUCCCAGCGCUCCUGGGGUUCGAUCACGUCUACGCCGACCUCCUCGCCGGCCGCUCGGACACCGCCGCGGCCGCCUUCGCGGUGGCCUCCCCUUCCGACGCCACCUCGCUCGUCCGCAAGCUCGACCGUCUCGCGGCCGCCACGGCCGCGCUCUGCGCGGAGCUCGAGGCGCUCACCGAGCUCGAGCAGUCGGCACGGAAGCUCCCCACCGACGAAGCCCGCCGCGCGCUCGAACAGCGCACGCGGUGGCGCCGUCACGACGUGCGCCGGCUGAGGGAUUCGUCUCUCUGGAACUGGACCUACGACAAGGCCGUGCUCCUGCUCGCGCGCGCCGUCUGCGCCAUCUACGACCGCAUCCGCCUUGUGUUCGGUGACCCUAUGCUCGGGCUCGACUUGCUGGCUACUACCCGGGAGUCACGGCAAUGUGACCAAAGCCGUCAACUUUCCGGUCCAGUGACAGCAAAUUCAGGUCCUGUCCGGGCCAAUUUCAGUGAUACCAAGUCAGGGCCAAUUGCCAGAGUCGAUAUGGAUACGCCGCGCUCAGUGAAUCUCCGGUCUAAUUGCGGAGCAAGCCCGGGGAGGAUGUUCAUGGAGUGUUUGAGCUUGAGUAGCUCGGUAUCAUGGAAGGAUGGGUUUGAGGAUGAGUUCUUGGAGGAUGUGAGCUGCAUUAGCACGAUCAGGUCGGGGAUGCUCGUUCCAUUCAGCGGUGAGCAGGGGGUGUCCACAACAACAGCCAAGAGCGGCAAGAUUGGCAGAAGAGCGCGGUUUGGUCCGAAGAGCACCGUGACAUCACUUGCGCCGCCAUCCACAAUUGGUGGCUCAGCCCUUGCAUUGCAUUAUGCAAAUAUCAUUAUCAUCAUCGAGAAGUUGCUUCGGUACCCACAUCUUGUUGGUGAGGAGGCACGGGAUGACCUGUACCAGAUGCUGCCCUCUAGUUUGAAGGCGGCAUUGAGGAAAAAUCUGAAAACAUAUGUCAAGAACAUGGCGAUCUACGACGCGUUCCUCGCACACGAUUGGAGGGAGACUCUUGAGAAGACAUUGGCAUGGCUUGCUCCGAUGGCCCACAACAUGAUCCGGUGGCAGGCUGAGAGGAACUUUGAGCAGCAGCAGAUUGUGUUGAAAGGGAAUGUAUUGCUGUUGCAGACAUUGUAUUUCGCCGAUCGGGAGAAGACUGAGGUUGUGAUCUGCGAAUUGCUUGUCGGGCUAAAUUACAUCUGCCGGUACGAGCAGCAGCAGAACGCGUUACUUGACUGCUCAAGUAGUCUUGACUUUGAUGAAUGUGUGGAGUGGCAACUUCAGUAGAGUCCAAGGUCAGGUUUCUGCUCUGUUCCAUAGUGUGUAAGUGAUAUGAAAGAACAAAGGGUACUUGUGUUUUGGUUUGUUUCUUUCCCCCCUUCUUUUUUUCGUGCAUGUUGCACAUGAGAUCAUCUACUGAAAAGAUGCUCAUUCUAACUCCGGUUGUACAUACUUUUGUUGAAUCCAUGUGUCAAGCAAUCUGAAAACAGGUUUCUUUCAUAGUAAA
This is a messenger RNA of Phragmites australis (common reed), 2404 nucleotides long. RefSeq lists its product as uncharacterized. Bases 529 to 2184 code for a protein of 551 amino acids. The record is from RefSeq and is a predicted model, not a curated record. Gene Ontology annotation, biological process: positive regulation of growth. Lineage: Eukaryota; Viridiplantae; Streptophyta; Magnoliopsida; Poales; Poaceae. The transcript is spliced from 2 exons.